AUGCCGCCUCAACUAUUACCCGCCUCGGCCGCCGCCUUUGCGCCUCGGGCCUCAUCCGUCAAUGUCGUGCUUGGCUCUAAGGUCGAACCAUGGCUCACCCAGACGCUCAAGCGCAUCAACAAGAUCAAGCGCCCGCUCAACAGUGUUCCUCAGCACCAGCGCUGCCUGACUGAGACAUUAUCCUCGCCGAACGCCAUCUGGACAUUAGCCUCGUUGUUGCUGCCCAAGGCGCCCGACUCGGAGCUGAUCAAGGAUGAAAACCCGCUGCGCGAAGCCUUUAAUAACUACCAGAUGAUUCAUCUCGAGGCCUAUGUCGUUCACGUCGAUAUGGUCCUGCGCAACGAAGUCGCCUACAAGCUCACACCAGAGACGAUCGAGGCCCUGAUCAAGUACCACAAGGAUGUGCACUGCCCAAAUGCUAAGGCUAGUGUCCCGGACUGGCCAGAGAAGGAGCAGCAGGCAAAGAAGCUUCACGACGACUUCAUCCAGGCCAUUAAUAAGUUCGUCUUCCGCACUCAUGUCUCCGCCCUCGAGGGUCUUGAGGAGGAUGGUGCUGGCGAACUGUUGGCCGGCCGCAGUGAGGACGUCAAAAACGCUGUUCUCGCCCUCAUGAAGCCCCUUGUCCCUCCGCCCCCAAGAAUCGUCGAUGUUGUGCGCCAGCCGCCCUUGCUGCCCUCUUCCCCGGGCGUCUGGACACAGGCUCCUCCGCCUCCUGCUAUGCCUGCCCCCGUCGAGUCCUGGAAGAUCCUGCCCUCCAGCCCAGCCUCCACUACAUCAGUCGACUCCACGGCGACUCCCUUAUGGGCCGUCGACGUGACCAUGCCAUCGCCCCCUCCGCCCCAGCCGACAUCGGCCUUCACCACCGAGCCCUUCACUACUGCUGGUCUUUACGCGCUGUGCUCGCCGCUGGUGACGGCCUCAAUUCCGCCGGUGACUGCUUCGCUGCCGCCUACCUUGCCGAGCACCAUGCUUGCGCCGACGUGUGGUGUCAGUCUCGGAUACCACACCUUUGGAUGGGACAGCAGGUUCCCCUCGGAGUACGCGGCAACCACGAUGUGA
Molecule: messenger RNA, 1059 nt
Organism: Thermochaetoides thermophila DSM 1495
Lineage: Eukaryota; Fungi; Ascomycota; Sordariomycetes; Sordariales; Chaetomiaceae
Exons: 1
Coding region: 1-1059 (352 amino acids)
Source: RefSeq, a predicted model, not a curated record